Molecule: messenger RNA, 1022 nt
Organism: Desarmillaria tabescens
Lineage: Eukaryota; Fungi; Basidiomycota; Agaricomycetes; Agaricales; Physalacriaceae
Product: endoglucanase V-like protein
Exons: 7
Coding region: 234-845 (203 amino acids)
Source: RefSeq, a predicted model, not a curated record
UCCUAUGAAGCGAUGGAAUGAUCCUAAUGAUAGCGUAGAACAGCUGUAGUGGCGCCUCUCGACUCGCUUAUAUGCAUCUGGAAUUCAAAUCGGAAUAACUUGGAAAAAUGUUGAAGUAAGAACGGUUCAUUGUCGGUGCCCUGUACGACAGUCAGUGGCAACGGGGUCUUGGCGCAGCAACGACGAAUCCUUUAAAAACCACCUACUACUUGGGAAUUAGUUGUAACUCACCAAUGGCAAUUGCUUCUCGCCUUCUCUCUCUGGUAAUUCCUGCUCUCGCUGUCAGCGCAUCAGCGCUCGAUCGUCGAGCUGAAGGUGGUUACAUCCAAGAGGCUUCAGGUCUCGCCUCUUUCACCACCUACUCUGGGUGCAGCUCCCCAGCUUGUGGCCAAACAGUGACUGGAUACACUGCAGCCAUGAAUCAACUCGCCUAUGGUGCCGCAAGCGGCGAUGGUGCAGGUGACGCGUGCGGGCGCUGUUUCGCUGUGACGGCAACCGCCGAUACGUCCAACUCUGGUUACACCGGCCCCUUCUCCACUAUUGUUGUGAAGGUUACCAACCUCUGUCCAUAUACUGACACGGAAUGGUGUGGUCAAACCACCAGUAACCCAAAUAACUCGCACGGUUUGCCAUACCACUUCGACAUCUGCGCAGACGACGGUGCUUCCGAUGUAUUCUUCCCCUCAGGCCACACUGCUCUUUCCGGGAACUUUACCGAAGUCUCCUGCGAUGAGUGGAGUGGAAGUGACGGUAGCAAGCUGUGGGAUACCGGUUGCCUAGACGGCGAAACUGCCGAUUUCUGGCCUGCGGUUGGAUGCGGUAACGUAGGUACCGCCCCUAGUUGAGCUAGGUGAACCAACAUCAGCAAUGAUCUACAUGUACAGGAGGAGCUUUAGCGGCUUUCGCAUGGUCCUGGAGACUAGUAUCCCUCUUAGUACCGUUGAUACAUACAACUCUUGAUUCAUUUUGUGAUGCUCUAUCAGUCCAUCGUGAGAUUUGAAACGUUUUCAAGUUUCAAGGCA